Molecule: messenger RNA, 645 nt
Organism: Meloidogyne enterolobii
Lineage: Eukaryota; Metazoa; Nematoda; Chromadorea; Rhabditida; Meloidogynidae
Source: the annotation of a GenBank genome assembly
AUGUUAGCUAUCGCUAUUGUUUUUAUUCCAAUAACUGUGAUAGGUAUAUUUGGGAAUAUACUUGUAUUACUAGUUAUAGCUUUAAAUACCCAAAUGCAUGACAGUACUUCUCUAUUUAUUUCCAAUUUGGCAUUAGCCGAUUUAUUAUUUUUAACUUUUUGUGUUCCCGUAACUGCCCUCUCCUAUGUUUCCAAAUCUUGGCCAUUCUCAGAUUCUGUGUGUUAUAUAACUGUUAGUUUACAAUAUAUUACUUGUUAUGUUUCUGUUUGGACGCUGGUGUUGUUGGCACAUGACAGAUUUGUGUCAAUAACAUCAUCAAUUACUGGAAGAAGUUCACGACGCUGUAAAGUUGUCUUCUACAUUUGUAUAACAGUUUGGCUAGUUGUAUUAGCUUUAAAUUCUCUUCAAAUGAGAAAUGUUGGGGUACUUCGAUUUGAAUAUAAUGGAAUUAAAGGCUCUGCUUGUGUUGAUUCGCUAGCUAUAGCCCUUACUACUGCCUCUCCUCUUCAAGCCAGAUUGUUUUAUUGGGGAUUUAAUUUGGGGGCUUAUUUGUUGCCUUUAACCUUAUCUUGUGCCUUCUAUUUUUUACUGGUAAAGGAAAUAUGGCGUCAAAAGCUUGUUCAGUCAAAAUCCUCACAAAAGUAA